AAGCGCAGUUUCAUUUCUGACUUUGGAAUAUGCGCUCAAAAGAAUAAUUAAUUCUGCAAUGAAGCAGAACCAAACAACUUUUCUAAUAUAUUGAAGAAAUUGGUUAGGCUUAAAGCUCAACUAAAGGAAUUCAAGGAAUUACAGGAAUUGAUUUCCUUUUAUCAGUUACCAAGAGCGGUGAUGUAACGCUGGUCUGAAAUGAUGGGCUACUGUGGCUCUGUUUAGAUGAGGGCCCAGCUUUACGUAAGAUGCCUUGCCCCCUGCCCCGGUACCCGUCUCAGUGAUGAAGAGCGCCCCUACCAUCUUCCUCCUCACUCUGUCUGUCUUGUGUAGAGCUGAGAGUGUGAGCGGUAAGACUGUUAAGGACACAGUGCAAGAAUGGAAUAGGUAUCGGAACGAGUGCCUAAGUAAGAUAAGCGCACAACCCACCCCCUCAGGCUUGUUUUGCAAACCCAUGUUUGAUAUGUAUGCUUGUUGGACAAAUGGAGUUCCUAACACAACUGUUAAAGUACCCUGCCCCUGGUAUCUGCCCUGGUAUGAUCAAGUGCGUAAUGGGUUUGUGACACGGGAGUGUGGACCAGAUGGCCAGUGGCUCACUGUCAACAGCAGUCGCACCUGGAGAGAUCACUCACAAUGCGAUGCAGACAGCAGACAGCAGUUAGCACAGGAGAAUCAGAUGCUGAUCUUGGCCUAUUUCAGGGUGAUAUACACCAUUGGCUACUCGCUGUCUUUGGCCAGUCUGUCUUUAGCUCUAGUCAUACUUCUCAUAUUCAGGAAGCUUCGUUGCACACGGAAUUACAUCCACACCAACCUGUUUGCCUCAUUUAUCCUGCGAGCUCUGUCUAUCCUCACGAGAGACGCUCUUCUCAUGAAAGACGCUCCUGAGUUCAGAGACAACAAAGAUGUUUCCAUUGUUCUUAGUGACCAGGUGAUGUCAAGCUGUCGUGUGGCCCAGGUCCUGAUGCAGUACUGUGUUGGGGCCAAUUACUAUUGGCUGCUGGUAGAAGGUCUCUAUCUUCACAAUCUUCUGGUUCUAUUGGUCUUCUCGGAGAAUAGUUACUUCUGCGUAUACCUCUUCAUAGGUUGGGGAACUCCUGUGUUGUUUGUGGUGCCUUGGAUUGUUGUGCGUUACCUGCAGGAGAACACAAGGUGCUGGGAGAUCAACGAGAAUAUGGCAUAUUGGUGGAUCAUUCGAACGCCAAUAGUUUUGGCAAUUUUAGUGAACUUUUUCAUAUUUAUAAGGAUCAUUCAGAUCCUCAUCUCUAAAUUAAAAGCACAUCAGAUGAGAUAUACAGAUUACAAAUUUAGGUUAGCGAAGUCCACGCUGACCCUCAUUCCCCUGUUAGGGAUUCAUGAGGUUGUGUUUGCCCUGAUGACAGCGGAACAGACUGAGGGUGUGCUUCACAAUCUCAACCUAUUCUUCGAACUAUUCUUCAACUCUUUUCAGGGUUUUCUGGUGGCCAUAUUAUACUGUUUUGUCAAUAAAGAGGUGCAGUCCGAAAUCAAAAAGAAAUGGCAGCGAUGGAAACUGGGAAUAAGCAUUUUGGAUGAGCAGCAUAACACGGGCAGCAACACACAGCAGGGAGGUGCCGUGCCUCUGUGCCACCAUGACCCACCCUGUUCCCAAGAGUGUCCUCUGGACAGUGGCAGCCAACUGUCCUCCGAUCCAACACCGUCGGGCAGCCAACAGAGCACUCAGCAUCACUAUCAUCCUGGAGCAAAGAAAGGCAAAGCCUAUUGCUACGUCUCUGCCAAAAAGCAGGUUCAAAACGGGUUGGAAGUGCCAGCUUUGCCCCAGUGUGAAGGCGAGGGUGCAGUGAAGUAUUUAGAGAGCUACUGCUGACAGCUGUGAGGGGUUUAGAUUUUAUCCAUCCCUCGAUUGAAGCUAGAUAUCAUGGAGGGUAUUGGAAUAUGAGGCCUGUAACCCAAACUGUGACAACUGUGGAGCUGUUUUUUGGCAUAUAUUGAUACCCACUUGGAUUUGUUUUACAAUUGAAUAUUCUUGAAAUACAUUGCACUUGAAUAAUCGAAGACUGAAUAACUAGAAACAGGCUACUUUUGUGUUAUUUGAUUUUUACCACUAUACCUUUCCUGUAGCUCAGUGGUAAGAGCAUUGCGUUAACAACGCAAGGUUGUGGGUUCGAUCCCAGGGAUUGCACAUGCCUGUGUAUGAAUGUAUAGGAUAAAGCAAUGUAAGUCGCUUUGGAUAAAAGCGUCUGCCAAAUGCAUAAAUGUAAAUGUAAAUACCUCAUCCAACUGACCAGAUGAAGUCUAUUGCGUGCCAACAUUGUGGAUCAACUCAAACGUGUACUUAACACAACACAAAGUUACUGAGAUGGUUUUGAUAGCAUGAGUAUUGUCUGUUGAAUGUAAAAAUACCAGUAUAUUCACAGGUAAGGCACACAAACAUAACCUAGCCUGCAAGGUCCCCAUCAAUACACUGGCCGCAAAAAGGAUAUGGAUACUUAAACCACACAUAAAAAAGUAUAAUGUUACAUUACAUAAAUUAUAAAAACCAUUGAGAUUUGCAAAUUAUUUACGCUUCACCUACUGUACAGUAAAGCUUUACAUUCACAUGUGACCUACUUGGGUAACCACAAGAGUAGGUUAUCACAUUACCAAAUGAACAUGUUCCGCCCAUUGUUGUCUUAAACCCAAACCUUAGCGCACAUACUUUUUAAAUGCAUGACAUAUUGUUUUGCCAAAUCUAUAUUGAAAAUGCACAAACAUUUUUGUGUGGCUUAGACCAAACCAUUUUGGGACCACUGGAUACAUCCAUCAAAAUAAAGGUCAUAAGUCAUUUUUUAUAGUAAAGCACAAGUGCCUCUGUAGGUCUGAGGUCUGUGAGGUGUUAUUUCAUUCUUAUGUAACCAGGGAGCAACAAGGUCUGCCUGCAUUCUCUUAAACAACAGGAAAUCGAAUUCCUUCUUUAUGGUGUAAUUCCCUUUUUUGGUGCCGUGACAGAAACCCAGAGUUUCUACAAAGCAUUUCAAGUGGAUUAGCCGGUGAUUUACUUAAUGAACAACAGUAACAUGGAAACUGUUUUCCCCAAAACUUUGACCUUGUAAAUCAGACCAUCUCAUGAUUUGUGAACCAUUAUGUACACAUCACUAUGGACAAACUCUGUUUGAGAUGCAUUUGUUAUAUAUAUAUAUAUAUAUAUAUUUAUCAGUAGAAUAUUUUAAAACAAAAUCAUUUUCAUUUAGGAAUAAAUUUAUGUGAUUGAAAAGCUUUGUUCAGCUAUCAAAAUUCGGAUUAACAUUUGGACAUUGUGAAUUGACAUCAUAAGACAGAGAUAAAAGAUUUUAAGAGAGAAAAAUGUCAUCAGUACAUUUCUCAAAUUACAGUAAAUUUGUAAAAAAAAUAUUUUUAGACCAAUGUAAAAUAAUGUUUUAGACCCGUUCUCAAUCGUUAAAAUCACUCAACCAUUAUUCUUUUUCUGUCCAAAUGAAUGACAGAUUGAAAAUAAUAAAUCCCAAAACAGCCUAUUUUGUCGCUGGUAUUAUUUAUACAUUAAAGCCUGUUCAAUUUUACUGUAAUUUACCAAAAAACCAUGUUGUAUCACGUGUUAAUAGGUUGAAGAACGACGGAGGGCAUUAUUCGACUUCUGACGCCUUCUAGUGGAUAUAAACAGAACUGCACAACUUCUGAAUUACAUCACUCGCGCGUAAACAUCACAAACAUCAUUUGAAAAAAUUAGUGGUCAUGCAUCAAUCUGUGAUUCAUAUUAUGAUAUACAGUAAAUAUUGAUAAGAUGCCAUAAAACGGUUGUGAGGUAUUUAUUGGACACCCAUUACCCUUGUUUUAUGCUGCUGUCUUUAGUAAUGAACAUGUUAAUAAAGAAAUCACUCUGUUGUCUCAGAUAUUAUUAUGAACGGUUUAACAUAUGUCCUGUCAAACAGUAGCUUUCAGAUAUCCCAAACCAUUCCACAAGCUUUGAGCUUUAU
This is a messenger RNA of Triplophysa rosa, 3947 nucleotides long. It is a transcript of the gene gipr, whose product is annotated as gastric inhibitory polypeptide receptor. The transcript is spliced from 14 exons. The coding region runs from base 284 to 1843 and encodes 519 amino acids. Gene Ontology annotation, biological process: cell surface receptor signaling pathway; adenylate cyclase-modulating G protein-coupled receptor signaling pathway. Gene Ontology annotation, cellular component: plasma membrane. Gene Ontology annotation, molecular function: G protein-coupled peptide receptor activity; gastric inhibitory peptide receptor activity; peptide hormone binding. The record is from RefSeq and is a predicted model, not a curated record. Lineage: Eukaryota; Metazoa; Chordata; Actinopteri; Cypriniformes; Nemacheilidae.